UUUUUUGAACUCUACCAUGCGUGCAUCUUGAUACCCUUCGUUUUGCCGCUUCACGCAUAUUCGUGAACGCUUCAAUUCUAAUCGUUUGAUCUUUCAUUACUCUUUUUCUUUUUUUUUUUCGCCAUUCUGUCGAGGUGUGGUACCCUCCUAUUGAUUCAUACCCUGGAGCUGGGGUUUUUUUCCCACCGGUAAAGAAUAUCUCAAAAACAUACCUGGUUCGAAUGCGUCGAGCUCCGUUGGCAAAUACCGUUCGAUAAUAUUACUUGAUACCCAACCCCCACUCUGUUGGCGCAACUCGGACAAGUCUUCCUUUACAAACAUUUUAUGCGUUAGCCCGCAUCAUAAUUCGACUAUCAAAAUACCCACUUGUCUAUAUCCAACGUUCUCGAACUUAGAUUUACGUGGUGUUGUGAACGGAAACAUAUUUUCCCAUCUAGACGGGUACCUCGAGCCUACCAAUCACCAUGCCGAGCCUCUUCUCUCGAAUAAGGGGCAAAGAUGGCGCGAAGUCUAAGAAAAACGGCAACCUAGCUGAUUUAGCAAACCAAUUGCCUGACAAGCCGCGCUGGGAAGAUGCGUAUACGCGAACAACAGUAGAGCCCGAGGAGGUCCAAGAAUUAGUAACGCGCUGCACGGAGGAAGUUAAAGCUAGGGCUCUCGAUCUUCCGUUUCUCCUUCUCCCAUUCCGACCGACUUCUGAUCCUAGCGCCGUGCGCACCUUCAUCCGCCACUUUUUCAACGAUGAGCAGAACCUACGCGGUGAAGCCCUCGUACAGGAGCUACGGAUGACAGAGCCUAUGGUCAUAUCGGGUGUCCUAAAAUGGGUAUGGAGCAGAUUGCCGGGCGGCAUUGUGGGCUGGGAUGCCUACGAGCUUUUCAGAGUUGGAGAGCAAGAUUCGAAUAUGGCCCGCGAUUCCUUCUCUACCUUUAUUCCGUUGAGCGUCGAGAAUCAGGCACGAUCACAUAUCAUAUUUGACUACUUCGAUUUACUCUCAGCCAUCGCAGCUCAUGGUAAGUCGAAUGGCUUCGGCGGUCGUAAACUGUCUCGCAUGGCAGCUUGGUGGGCCUUCGAACACAAGGAUACUGGGAAUGGUUUCGACGGAGGGUAUAAGUCAUGGCUGAGUGCCGCGGAUGCGACGAGCCAUCUGUUUUUCGCCUAUCUCAGAUCCUUAUCACCCCAGCAGGCUCGCGCAGGUAUUUCCAUGCUCCCUAUGUCCUUGCAAAAGUUGCUGCAGGAAACCGAGUAUCCCCCACAGGCGCCGUCAUUAUUGAUGUCAUCAACGUACAGGGUCGUCAUGAUUGUCGAUACUGUGUCGUCUACGCCGUUUGCGCUUUUGCGCCGUGCUAAUCAUUUCCAAUACCGCGAUGAGGACCAAGCUCUUCGAGAGUUUUCUGAAUACGAGGAUCCCGUGAAGGCCCUAACCGAGGAGUGCCGCAGAGUUCUUAAGGCGAUAUCUCUUGCGAAUCAGUCUCAAGUUUCUAGCUCGAAGCACUCUACUGGUCUACGAGAUGCGUCAUGGUCGCGAUUCGAAGAUAUCGGCUUUGGAGGCGCUCUGGAGGAAGAGGACGAAGACUCGGACUCACUUAAACUUAGCCAAACUCGAAAUCCCCGUGGACUACGGACUACCCCCGCGUCGGGCGCGAACCUUGGCAGACCAACUACUCCAUCCUGGGCAGACUUCCUAUCGUCCGGUUUUGUCGAUGACGCACCGAAUAGCCCCUCGAACCUCCUACUACCCCCUGAUAAGAUUCUGCCCCCCAUCGAGACAACUGUUAGGCAGCGUAGCUCGCAAUCGCACCGCCCACGUCUAGAGAGCGACCGUCAGCUAGAGCCUGGCGAAUUAGCCAGUAUCAGUCGAUUCGACUUGGACGAGGCGUUCUGGUGGGUGUGGAUGAGCAGCUUGGCGCCCGAAGAGACUGCAGAACGUAAGUCGGCAUUUGGUAGGUGUUCUGUUCUUGAGACAGUUAUUCGUCAAGGCAGGUGGCUCGUGAUGGAGGAGAUGGUUAAGGGUGCAGCCCCGGAGCCCGAUGCCGGCGCGUAUAUCGCGGAGAAGAAAGGCCUUUUCAGCUGGACAAGGCGUAACAGAGGAGUUUCCCGAAGCAAGUCAACUGCUAAGUCAAGUAGCGCCAAGAAUGAUCGUUUGAACCCUGGUGGUGGUGCCGGCGCUGGCCUAAGCAAGACCAGCAUCGGACCCGACCAGCAAGCCAAGAUCCAGGCAGCGGCGCAAAAAUUGCAGGCCAAACAGCUUCAAGAGCAGCAGGCCGGCCCCAAGGCAGAACGACGCGGGCGUACGGAUACCGAGGUGAUGAGAGAGAAAACUCAAAGCAUCCUUACCCUGCAACCAGGCGUCGUAAAUGUAGCCUCGCCGGCCAUGAAAUGGGCCAGUAAGUACGACAAGGAAACUAUCCGCGCAGCAUAUCUCGGCAACUCGUUCGCUGGACGUGGUGUAUCACAGACGUCGCUUCAGAUGCCUAGCCAUCCUCCUGGAACGAAUGGGCUCACGGAAAAUGGCGAUAGUCCCAAACCGGACGUCCAGGAACACCCGCUGUCUCCUAUUUCAGUUCAUUCUCAGCCUGAACCUGAGCCAAAAACCCCGGUAACGCCCAAACCUGCUUCGGUUCCGGCUCCCGUUCCGGAAAAGAAGCUUGCGGCUCCGCAACCGAUUCAUCCGGCUCAGCGAUCGGAACAAACCGGUCGAGAAUCGCCUUUGCCUCCUACUCCGCGUGAAGGGAAGAGCGUAGAAGCAGCCCGCGAGACUAUACUUUCCCCUGAACCAAGUAGUCCCGAGGGCAAGAAGCAUAAGAGACUUCAUAAGGAAGACAAAAAGUCCAAGUCGAGCGGUUUCAAGAAGCUAUUUGGCCGAAAUAAGAACCGCCAAUCCAAGCUACCCGAGAAUGCUGCCGCAGAUGUGAACAGCAUGCUAGCGGCGCAACCUCAGACCCCGGUACCGGCGGCUCAACCACCUACGUCCCCGGAACCAGUUGCAUCUCCGGAUCUCGAAGCUUCCGUAGAACGAACCGAAGAAAAGACGCCGACGCAAACUCCAGUAACGCCGAUGCGUCCCGGACAAGGAUAUGAGCCAUCAAUCGACGACAAUCUAUCUCGUGUCGAUACUGCCGAUGCCGCAGAAGCUCACACCGAGUUCUCCCGCUUCGAUCAGGGCCCUCUCCUAGACCAGCCUGCCUUUAUCCCCGAUGAUGAUCAAAGUGUCGAUUCUGCCGCGCCGCCACCUAUUGCCAGACAUUCUAGCCGCCACCCUGCCCUAGAUGACGAUGAUGACGACGAUACAGGAGCUCCAUCACCAAGUGUGCCUAUGCAAGACCGAUGGGCCGCCAUUAGAAAGAAUGCCGCCGAGCGGGUCGCUCGACCAAGCGAAGAGCAAAGCCGGGGUGCAUACAGUAAGACGACGGACGACGGCGACGAAACCAGCGGCGAAGAGACAAUUGAGUCCCGUGUAGCUCGAAUUAAGGCUCGUGUCGCUGAACUAACAGGUAACAUGGAGGGUGGCAGCGGCCCCGUAACUCCCUCCGGUCGCCGCUAGGAGCGGCGUUUUAGAUGACGACUUGGCUACGAUACAAACGGAUAUCUGCAUUAUGAAUUCGCCUGCAUCUGCACGCCUGGAGUUCCUUCGGACACGCUCUCCGCUUUAGUUGUGCUCGGUAUACCAAGGCCGAUUAUUCAUUAAUAUCUAGCAUUAAGCACUUUUCUUAUUUCGAUGAUACCAUUAGAACAUGCUCAUCCCAUGUUUUUUUCGCAGCCAUAAGCAGACGAGGAGGAUUUAGUUUUACUAAUUUGAACUUUGACGUCCAACGUACAAACACGGUUGGAAUUUUCCAAAAUCAGCCACUAUUCGGUUUCUUACGAAAAUCGCUUCAAGGCGACAGUAACCCUGGAUGUAAGAGCGCAUAGCUUGGCUAUGGACCGGACAUUUUCUUGGGUUGCUGUUGCAUCUGGCGUGGAAAAAUUACAAAGCACUACAACGGACUAAUCCUUUUUUUCGGUUGUUUUUCUGGCUUCCGAGGUGAAGAGUAAUGAGACGACGAGGGGUGGGAGAUACCCAUUCGCGCGCGCGGAAUAGGAAGAGGGGAGGAGGAGCUUGGAAGAUACCUUGGUGCUUACUUUGUUCGAGGAAGCACCCGACUCGUCUUUUUUUUUUCUUUUUUUUUUCUCGUUGAUUUCUUCGAUGGCAAAUCUUUUUGGUCAGCUGGAUUUUUCGGUGUAGGCAAUAGG
Messenger RNA from Daldinia vernicosa, 4231 nucleotides. Its product is annotated as DUF1708-domain-containing protein. The coding region runs from base 465 to 3542 and encodes 1025 amino acids. NCBI's taxonomy places the organism in Eukaryota, Fungi, Ascomycota, Sordariomycetes, Xylariales, Hypoxylaceae. The transcript has 6 exons. The record is from RefSeq and is a predicted model, not a curated record.